GCGCUGCGUUUCCUCUUUAGCCAGUGAGCUGUCUACCCACUAGUGGUCAGAGAGGAAGAGAAAGAGCAAAAGGGGAAAAAAGAGUCAAGGAAAUAGUGCAACCCGACUACUUUUGUCUCCGCGGGCCACGGUUGAGCCUUCACUGGGCGUCACUGUCGGUGCGGUCGCGGGGCAUCGUGGGUAAGAGGAAGAUUAGGUCUCACUACUCCGGAAGAUGGCGGACGCAUUUGGGGAUGAGCUGUUCAGCGUGUUCGAGGACGACUCGACCCCUGCGGCCGGAACCAAAAAAGACAAGGAAAAGGGGAAGUGGAAGGGACCACCAGAGGCCGCGGACAAGGCCGGGAAAUGUUUUGAUGGCACAUUACAAUCAGAAUCAACUAACAGUGGAAAAAACAAGAGAGAUUCAGAUUUUGAAGGCACAGAUGAACCCAUUUUUGGAAAGAAGCCCAGGAUAGAAGAGUCAAUAAAUGAAGACUUAAGGCAGUGUGAUGACGAAUAUCCAUUUAUUCUUGAUGCUUUUCAAAGAGAAGCCAUUCAGUGUGUUGAUAAUAAUCAAUCAGUUUUAGUAUCUGCACAUACAUCAGCGGGAAAAACUGUGUGCGCUGAGUAUGCCAUUGCAUUGGCUUUAAGGGAAAAACAGCGUGUAAUAUUUACCAGUCCAAUUAAGGCUUUGAGUAACCAGAAAUACCGUGAAAUGUAUGAAGAAUUUCAAGAUGUUGGUCUGAUGACUGGAGAUGUUACUAUUAAUCCCACAGCAUCUUGUCUUGUUAUGACCACAGAGAUUUUGAGAAGUAUGCUAUAUAGAGGUUCUGAAGUUAUGCGAGAAGUUGCUUGGGUCAUAUUUGAUGAAAUUCAUUACAUGAGAGAUUCAGAGCGUGGUGUAGUGUGGGAAGAAACUAUUAUUUUGCUUCCUGAUAAUGUCCACUAUGUCUUUCUUUCGGCUACUAUUCCAAAUGCCCGACAGUUUGCUGAAUGGAUUUGCCAUUUACAUAAACAGCCUUGUCAUGUAAUUUACACAGAUUAUCGGCCUACUCCAUUGCAACACUACAUUUUUCCAGCAGGGGGAGAUGGCCUGCACCUUGUGGUUGACGAAAAUGGUGACUUUAGAGAAGAUAAUUUUAAUACUGCUAUGCAAGUGCUUCGAGAGGCAGGAGAUUUGGCAAAAGGAGAUCAGAAGGGACGGAAAGGAGGAACAAAAGGACCAUCGAAUGUGUUCAAAAUUGUGAAGAUGAUUAUGGAAAGAAAUUUUCAACCUGUGAUUAUUUUCAGUUUUAGUAAGAAAGAUUGUGAAGCCUAUGCACUUCAAAUGACCAAAUUAGAUUUCAACACAGAUGAAGAAAAGAAGAUGGUUGAAGAAGUAUUCAGUAAUGCAAUUGACUGCUUGUCUGAUGAAGAUAAAAAGCUCCCUCAAGUUGAACACGUACUUCCUCUUUUGAAGCGGGGGAUUGGUAUUCACCAUGGUGGUUUACUUCCUAUUUUGAAAGAAACUAUAGAAAUUCUUUUUUCUGAAGGAUUGAUAAAGGCCUUAUUUGCCACAGAGACUUUUGCUAUGGGAAUUAACAUGCCAGCUAGAACUGUUUUAUUUACAAAUGCCCGCAAAUUUGAUGGGAAGGAUUUUCGAUGGAUUUCCUCUGGUGAAUACAUUCAGAUGUCUGGUCGUGCCGGAAGGAGGGGGAUGGAUGAUAGAGGUAUUGUAAUUCUUAUGGUGGAUGAAAAGAUGAGCCCAACAAUUGGAAAACAACUACUUAAGGGCUCAGCCGAUCCUCUAAAUAGUGCUUUCCAUUUGACCUACAACAUGGUUUUGAACUUACUGCGUGUAGAAGAAAUUAAUCCUGAGUACAUGUUGGAAAAAUCCUUUUACCAGUUUCAGCAUUAUAGAGCAAUUCCAGGAGUAGUAGAGAAGGUAAAGAACUCAGAAGAACAGUAUAAUAAAAUAGUAAUUCCCAAUGAAGAAAGUGUAGUCAUCUAUUAUAAGAUUAGACAGCAGCUUGCCAAACUGGGUAAAGAAAUUGAAGAAUAUAUUCACAAACCAAAAUACUGCUUACCAUUUCUACAGCCAGGUCGUUUGGUAAAGGUAAAGAAUGAAGGAGAUGACUUUGGCUGGGGAGUAGUGGUGAAUUUUUCAAAAAAGUCAAAUGUUAAGCCUAAUUCUGGUGAACUGGAUCCUUUAUAUGUCGUAGAAGUACUUCUGCGCUGUAGCAAAGAGAGCUUGAAAAAUUCAGCUACUGAGGCUGCAAAACCAGCUAAACCUGACGAGAAAGGAGAGAUGCAGGUUGUCCCAGUUUUGGUGCAUCUCCUAUCUGCUAUCAGCAGUGUUAGGCUUUAUAUUCCUAAAGACCUUCGGCCAGUGGACAAUAGACAGAGUGUUUUAAAAUCCAUACAGGAAGUUCAGAGACGUUUUCCCGAUGGUGUUCCCUUAUUAGAUCCUAUUGAUGAUAUGGGCAUUCAAGAUCAAGGGCUGAAAAAAGUCAUUCAGAAAGUAGAGGCUUUUGAACAUCGCAUGUAUUCUCAUCCACUUCACAAUGAUCCAAAUUUGGAAACUGUGUAUACACUUUGUGAAAAAAAAGCACAGAUUGCAAUAGAUAUUAAAUCUGCAAAGAGGGAACUAAAGAAAGCAAGAACUGUCCUACAAAUGGAUGAACUCAAAUGUCGCAAACGUGUUUUAAGAAGGUUGGGAUUUGCUACUUCAUCUGAUGUCAUAGAGAUGAAAGGACGAGUGGCGUGUGAGAUAAGCAGUGCUGAUGAGCUCCUUCUAACUGAGAUGAUGUUUAAUGGCCUUUUCAAUGACCUUUCUGCAGAACAGGCAACGGCAUUAUUAAGCUGCUUUGUGUUUCAAGAGAAUUCUAGUGAGAUGCCCAAAUUAACUGAGCAGUUAGCAGGACCACUUCGUCAAAUGCAGGAAUGUGCUAAAAGAAUUGCAAAAGUUUCAGCAGAAGCCAAAUUGGAAAUUGAUGAGGAGAUUUAUUUAAGCUCAUUCAAACCUCACUUAAUGGAUGUAGUUUAUACAUGGGCAACUGGAGCCACAUUUGCCCAUAUCUGCAAAAUGACAGAUGUCUUUGAAGGUAGCAUAAUUCGUUGUAUGAGGCGCCUGGAAGAAUUACUUCGACAGAUGUGUCAAGCAGCAAAAGCCAUUGGAAACACUGAGCUGGAAAAUAAAUUUGCAGAAGGAAUCACCAAGAUCAAGAGAGAUAUUGUGUUUGCUGCCAGCCUCUACUUAUAAAUAGUCAGCUAAAGAAAAGUGGAAUUUUAAAUUAUUUACCACCUGUCUGAUUACAGUUGACUACAUACCAGUGCUUACAAGUGUUGAAUUGGUUCUCCCAUCUCAAGACAAUUGUCCUCAAACAUUUUAAUAUGUAUUAUAUUUAAAUCAAACAUCCUAAGAAAUCAUAUUACAUACACAUUUGUACAUAAGCAUUACAUUUUUUAAUAAAAAAUGUACAGGUGAGGCA
Galeopterus variegatus (Sunda flying lemur) is the source of this 3449-nucleotide messenger RNA. It is a transcript of the gene MTREX, whose product is annotated as superkiller viralicidic activity 2-like 2 (S. cerevisiae). The coding region runs from base 215 to 3220 and encodes 1001 amino acids. Gene Ontology annotation, cellular component: nucleus. Gene Ontology annotation, biological process: RNA catabolic process; maturation of 5.8S rRNA. The transcript has 26 exons. The record is from RefSeq and is a predicted model, not a curated record. Lineage: Eukaryota; Metazoa; Chordata; Mammalia; Dermoptera; Cynocephalidae. Gene Ontology annotation, molecular function: RNA helicase activity; RNA binding; ATP binding.